UGAAGCCUGAAUUCGAGUAGGCUGGCCAGCCCCAGGAAGAAGGCUGGCAGUCAGAGUGGCCACUCCAGUUCUCUGCAGCAGACCCUCUUCUUCCCAGGCCAGACAGCUCAGCCGUGGCCAGGUAGAAUGUGGAUUCCUUUUGGUGGUCACACCCCGCCCCCCGCCCCCUAUAUCCAGAACGAGAACAUUGAGGCGCUCCAGAGGAUGAUCAGGGCUUUGCUGGAGGAGGCCCCCUCUGUCUGGAACUGAAUCAGCAUCUUGAAGGCUGCGAAGAGUCUGCCAUUGCUGCAGGCGGCUGUUUAAGACCUCCCCCACCAGUGACUCCGCCAAGGGCAAGCCCCCCAGAGGGAGGUUCUUUAAACGGAAACACCGCGUUGAGCCUACUCCAGCACCACCUCCAACUCCCACAGGGGGCUCCCCGGCAGUAUCCAGAGUCACCAUCGAUGAGGAGGUGCCCCAGGUUGGGACUGGGGCUGACUCUUUGGGGAAGGUUGCGAAGAGUCUGCAGAUGCUGCAGAAAGUUCUUUAAGACCUCCCCCAGCAGUGACUCCGAAAAGGGCAAGCCCCCCAGAGGGAGGUUCUGGCCACGAAGCAAGCGGGUUGAGCCGACUCCAGCGCCACCUCCAACUCCCUCACGGGGCACCCCGGCAGUCUCGGGAGUCACCAUCGGUUUGACAACUAUCCAGGAGGAAGUGGACAGAGCUGAGGAAAUUAUGGAGGAUGUCAAAAAGCAUCCAGACCCUGGGUUCCUGCUGCGGUUAAGCCUGGACGCCGUCACGGAACUCACCAAAAUGAAGCCGCCUAUGCCCUUCAAUCUCAAGGCAGCAGUCCUCAAUGUGGCGGUGUCUGGGCUGAACCAAGUGGACCCAGGGACCCAGGAGAACAUGGCAUCCUUUAAGAAGAUGCUCAGGGGGCUGCUGGAGGAGGCCCCCUCUGUCUACAGCACCAUUGGCAUCUUGAAGGAGCUCCACAGGUAUAUUGAAUCAGAGGAGCCCCGGCUGCAGGCUCUGGGCCGAGAAGCCUACGUCUACGUCCUGCAGCAUGUGGCCAGACUGCCCAAUGUGGAACUGACCACACACAAGGCUCUCUUGCGCAUUGAAGAUGACUUGACUCAUCAUUUGAUUGAAAGCACCUUCAAAGAUGAUCUUGUCCUGGAGGACUUCAAUGAGGAGGAGGAGUCUGCUAAUUGUAUGAGUAUCAGAAUGGAGCGGGUGGGAGUGGUUGAAUAGCCAUUUGAGCCGGAGACUCAAUCUUUUGUCUUUUUGUUUGGUUUUCUAGGCUGAGAGAGAACAACUACUCCAACAAUAAUAGAACUUGGUUACCCAGUGGCAGUAGAUUCAGGACAGACUGCUUUGCACAAUGCAUCUUUAUGUUGCGGGAUUCCCUUCGAGAUGUCGGGAGUGCCACCGGCUUCGCUUAAGAAUUACGCCAAUUAAUAGAAGAUAGGUCUGUCGAUAGACAGGUGAGCUCUGGGGAGCCCGGUGAAGGAUUGCAGGUAUCCCUCUGAGGGAAUGGAUGCUGAGGAAAAAUAGAAGAAAGAACAGGGAAAGGCGGAGAGGACUUGCCCCAGCUUGUGGCCCAUUUUAUCCUCCGAUGCCAAUCUCUGGAAAAAAGAUACUUUCCCCCUGCUUAGUUGCCUAUGUGCCGUGAGCGUCUGGAGUUGCUUCUUGUGAAUGGGUUGGUUGGUGGGUUGGGUAUUUUUCGAUCUCCCCUUUAUGAUACUAGUUGGAAAGAAAGUCACUUCUGCUGUAUUAGAUUGACUGGCCUGGAUCAUGUGACGUUCUUUCUUUCUUUCUUUCAUGACAGGCUAGAACUACUGAUGGAUGGGCUAACAGUCCAAAUUCCAAAACAGCCAUCCCAGUUCCUAGAGGAAAGGUCUCUCUCUCUCUCUCUCUCUCAUUUUAUUGAAUGUAAGUACAAAUAGCUGGCUCUUUCUUUCAGGUUUGAGGUCAUUCAGUAAUAAGUCUUCCCCAAUGCAAACUCUUUUGAGGGUUACAAUUUUAUGUUUUGUUUCCCCCCAGUGUUAUAGUAGUGUUGCUUGUCAAAGUGAAAGUGGCUCUCAUAUGGAAACCCUGACACCUUCCGUGCACACGUAAGAACAGGAUCACUGGUUCGUGUUCCCAUAUGGAAGUGUACACAAACAUUGAAUGCAGCUCUAAACCAGCCAGGAUCCACCAAGCCAAGUGUCAUCAUAUACGUUGGCCCACCUGGCCGCAAUGAACCUCCUGUCUUGGCUGCUGUCUUUGACUCAGCAGAUCCCCAUUUCUGUCAUCCUGAUUCCAUCCCUUCGGUCUUGUGUUCCAGACAGCAAUCGUGUGUAGGAUCUGUAAAGCUUUUGCUCAAAUUCCAAGCACAGUGGAAUUUGAGUGGAAUAAUCUCACCUUACAGACACCCUUCAGGUUACUCCUGAAAUGGGAAACAUGUUCUUUGGCUCUAAUUUCGUUUUCUGACAUUAGAAACCAGAUAGAUCCAAUUUGGAAGUAUUUAUUUUUUAUAAUUUAUUCUAUUUCUAUACCGCCCUUCCAAAAAUGGCUCAGGGAGGUUUAAACAGAGAAAUAAUAAAUCAAUAAGAUGGAUCCCUGUCCCCAAAGGGCUCGCAAUCUAGGAAGAAACAUAAGACAGACACCAGCAACUGUCACUGGAGAUACUGUGCUGGGGGUGGAUAGGGCCAGUUACUCUCCCCCGCUAAAUAAAGAGAACCACCAAGUUAAAGGUACCUCUUUGCCAAGUUAGCAGGAGAAGCUAUAUUACUUCUAAUGUGAAAAAGGUACAUGAUACAGAAACUAGGGGUGUGCAUUUCGGGUUUUCGGUGAUUCGGCUCGGGACCCGAGCCGAAUCACCUUUGUUCUGUUCUGUGUCCGAAUUUUGCUGACCCAAAUCACCCCCAAUUCGUUUCGGAUUCGGAUUUAAUCCGAAUCCGAAUCCGAAUCGAUUCGGAUCAGCAAAAAGGACU
Molecule: messenger RNA, 2953 nt
Organism: Hemicordylus capensis (graceful crag lizard)
Lineage: Eukaryota; Metazoa; Chordata; Lepidosauria; Squamata; Cordylidae
Exons: 11
Coding region: 444-1229 (261 amino acids)
Source: RefSeq, a predicted model, not a curated record